GCAGUUUUUUGUGCCCAUCUACAUACAGAUGGUGACCCAGAUUUGGUAGGCUUUGUUAAGCCAUACAAACUUGUUCCUAAAUAGAACAAGGUUCCCUCUAAAAAUAAAAGGGGAGCUUACCACAAUGGGCUGGUGCUAAUACUAAUUGGAAAUAAUAGAAAGAAAUGGCUUUUCCCAUUGCUAUUAUAAACCUUUGUCUUCUUCUCCCCCUUUUCUAGUGCAACUAUGAAUAAUUGGAAUGGUGUCCCCUGUUUCACGAACUGUUUAUUAUCGGAGCUCAAGUUCUUCAGCGAGAUCCUACAACAAACAGUGCUCAGGUCAUCGUUGACAACAAGACAGUGGAUCUACCUGUAGGCGGUCCUUAUACGAUAAAUGAUUGUCAUAAUGUAUUUGUUGGCGACAUUUGGAUCAUGGCAGGUCAAAGUAACAUGCGUGGUCAUGGAUUCCUAAAGAAUCCUUUCACCCAUCAACCUCUUUACCUCCCUUCCUUACCUCAUGUGUGCUUGUACGAUUCAACCGAGCAUUGGAGAAAAGCGUCUGAGCCUACUCAUCAACUAUUUGCGUCACCACGAGCUGUACAUAAUACCUUACCUGAUCCCACUGUGGCAAACCCACAGCUUUUACAGUUUAGAGGAGCCUCUCUCGGCCUAGCUUUUGCUCAAGAAUAUCAAAAGCUGAAUGAGAAUGUUCCUGUUGGAUUAGUAGCCUGUGCUCACGGAGGCACUUCGCUUCAUGAUUGGCAACGACCUACCGAAAUAAACCAAAAUACGGUCCAGACAACACUGUAUGGCGCCAUGAUUGAUAAAAUUCGUGCGGUUGGAAGCCACAUUGCUGGUGUACUCUGGUAUCAAGGGGAAUCGGACGCAGUCAGCCUUGAGCUAUCAAGAACCUACGAGGAAAGGUUCCAACUCUGGCUUGAUCUUUUACGAUCAGAUACGCGUUCGGACCUACCAAUCGCCUUUGUCCAGAUCGGUACUCAUCGUCUUGAUCGAGAAGAGGCGGUGAAGGGGUGGCGAAAUGUGCAAGAAUGCCAAUGGAAACUGUUUGGAUACAAAUCGACUACAGCAGGGGUUGCAAGUCUAGACUGUUCCUUGGAUGACAGGGUGCAUCUCUCUGCUUCUGGACUGCAGACAGUUGGACGACGUUUGGCACGGGCAGCGAUCCAAGCGAUGCAAAAGAAAGCAGAGUUAGCCACGCCGAUAUGUGAAUCUGCAACAUAUGAGCAGGUUGAUCUCAUUUCGACCUCGGUGUACUCUAUUAGGCUUUCGUUCAGCCAAAUGGAUGAUGAAUGGGACGAUCAAAAAAGUGUGCAAGGGUUUGAAAUUGAAAACUGUGCGAAUGGCACUAGUAUUAUUGACGCAAAAAUAGAAGGUAAGGACAUUCGAUUGUAUCUUUCGCACAAACCUACUGCGACAGGGGCGAUAUAUGUAAAAUAUGGCAUGAGUUCUCAGCUAUCACCAAACCUUGUCACAAAGCGUGGCUCUGCUUUGCCUGCUUUUAAGAAACUUCCAGUAAAUAAUAAUAAAUGA
Messenger RNA from Rhizopus microsporus ATCC 52813, 1529 nucleotides. RefSeq names its product DUF303-domain-containing protein. Lineage: Eukaryota; Fungi; Mucoromycota; Mucoromycetes; Mucorales; Rhizopodaceae. The transcript is spliced from 2 exons. The record is from RefSeq and is a predicted model, not a curated record. The coding region runs from base 411 to 1529 and encodes 372 amino acids.